AUGGACGGAGCUCCUAGAGGUCGUGGCGCGAGAGGGCGCGGUGCUAGAGGUCGUGGCGGCAGAGUUGGCCGUGGCGGCAGAGCUGGUGGUAGAGCUGGAGGCCGAGCAGGCCGAGGUCGUGGUCGUGGACUUCCGGAGGAGUCGGGAGAGAGUGCGGCACCGAGUGUGCAUACUGCGUCGGUGACCCAGUCAGUUCCGUUGGCGGGUGAUGCCAGUGCGAGUGUUGGUUUGGGAGCGGGGGCUGCUCCGGGUGGGGGUGGCGCUCCGGCUCCGGGUCAUGAUGACUUAGUGGUGGGUUUGCUGACGCAGCUGUUGGCUCGUUUUCCGCCGGUGGUUCCACAGGGGGCUCCAGGAGUACCGCCAGUGGCAGAGGUGCAGCAUGUUGCUGCAGGCGUUGCGCAGCCGGAGGCUGUGGAUGCGGAGGAGGCAGACGCGUGGCGUCAGAGAGUGGAGCGGAACUUUCAUUCGAUCCGUUGUCCGAUAGAGUACUGGGUGGAGUUAGCGGUCCACUAUUUGAGUGGCGAUGCUCAUUUGUGGUGGCAGGCCGCGGUGGGCCGGAGGGCAUUUUGGACUUGGGGCGACUUCCUUGUGGAGUUCAACGCCAAGUAUUUCCCGAGGCAGGCUCGUGAUCGUCUUCAGAUGCGGUUUAUGGGCAUUGAGCAGGGUUCGCGUUCUGUACGCGAGUAUGAUGAGGAGUUCAGCCGUCUGUUAGUGCAUGCGGGCUUUGGUAUGGAGCUGAGCAUCAGUUGA
Microthlaspi erraticum is the source of this 750-nucleotide messenger RNA. Lineage: Eukaryota; Viridiplantae; Streptophyta; Magnoliopsida; Brassicales; Brassicaceae. The record is from the annotation of a GenBank genome assembly.